Messenger RNA from Protobothrops mucrosquamatus (brown spotted pit viper), 1158 nucleotides. It is a transcript of the gene RGS11, whose product is annotated as regulator of G protein signaling 11. NCBI's taxonomy places the organism in Eukaryota, Metazoa, Chordata, Lepidosauria, Squamata, Viperidae. The transcript is spliced from 14 exons. Gene Ontology annotation, biological process: regulation of G protein-coupled receptor signaling pathway; G protein-coupled receptor signaling pathway; intracellular signal transduction. The record is from RefSeq and is a predicted model, not a curated record. The coding region runs from base 1 to 1158 and encodes 385 amino acids.
AUGGAGCGCGUCGUGGUUGGCAUGCAAGACCCGGAUCUGGGCGUCGUGUUGCGGAAUCAGCGGCUUCUACUCAGCAUCAUCCCGCACGCCGUGACCGGGAAUGACAUUGUGGAGUGGCUCAUCCAGAAAUACAACAUCUUGGAGGAAGAAUCUUUGCAUCUGGGAAACCUGCUUGUGAAGCAUGGCUACAUCUAUUCUCUGAAGGAUCCUCAUACUCUGGUCUUGCGAAGGGAUGAGACUCCCUACAGGUUCCAGACCCCCUAUUUCUGGAUGAGCACCCAGUGGCUGGCCACCGACCUUGAUUAUGCCAUCUAUUUGGCAAAGAGGAAUAUUCGUAAGCAAGGUGAACUCCAUGAGCUUGAGAAGGAGGAUUAUAAGCAACUGUGCAAGAGGAUCAAUCACAUUUGGGACUUCGUGGUGAUGCAGGCUCGGGAGCAGCUCCAGGCAGCUAAACAGCGGAGGAGGGCUGACCGGAUUGUCAUUGAGUGCCAAGAACAAGCCUAUUGGCUUGUCAACAGGCCCUCGAAGAGCAUGGACUACUACAAACAGGAGAUCCGUUAUUACUGUGCUGCCCUGAGUAGGAUGCGCGUCAAGUCCUCCCUUUGCCUGCAAGGAUAUCUCAAGUUCAAUGAGCAGUAUAUAUCCCACGACCCCAUCAUCUCUGGCUGCCUCCCAAGCAAUCCAUGGAUCACUGAUGACAUCACAUACUGGGCCAUGAAUGCUCCCCGGGUCACAAUUCCCACCAAGCUGCGGGUGGAGCGCUGGAGCUUCGACUUCAGUGAGCUGAUGGGCGACAUCUUGGGCCGAGAGCAACUCCUGGAGUUCCUCAAGACAGAGUUCAGUGCCGAGAACCUGAUGUUUUGGGAGGCUUGUGAAGAGUUACGCCUGGGUGAAGAGGCCCACAUUGCAGAAGCUGUGGACUCCAUCUAUCAGGAGUUUCUAGCGCCCAGUGCCACCCGCUGGGUGAAUCUUGACAGCAAGACUAUGGAGCACACCUUGAAGGGCAUCAAGACCCCCCACCGCUACGUAAUGGACGAUGCCGAGAUGCACAUCUACAUGCUGAUGAAAAAGGACUCCUACCCACGCUUUUUGAAGUCAGAGCUUUACAAGAAGCUGCUUGCUGAGGCCCUUGUGCCACCAGAAACCAAGAAGCGGUGA